AUGGAACAUUUGGUUCAAUGCUCGGCUAAUUAUGUACCUCUCUCUCCCAUAAGCUUCCUUGAGAGAGCUUCCAUGGUGUAUGGUGAGAGAAUCUCCAUUGUUUAUGGCUCGUUGAAGUACACAUGGAACCAAACCUUUCAAAGAUGCUGCAAAGUUGCCUCUGCACUCAAUCAUAUGGGAGUCUCCAAUGGUGAUAUUGUUGCCGCAUUGGGUCCAAACAUCCCAGAGUUGUACGAGCUUCACUUCGCGGUUCCGAUGGCCGGCGGCGUCGUUUCGCCACUGAGCAUAUACCAGGAUGCGACGGAGGUAGCCGCACAGUUGAAACUACUUGAAGCUAAAAUCUUGUUUGUUGAUUAUCAGUACCUCAAACUCGCCGUGGAAGCCCUCGAGAUCAUCACGGAGACCUGCUCCGAUUUCAAGUUUCCUUCCGUCGUGCUCAUGUUAGAGACAAACCCCGAGGCCAAAACCGACGCCGAUGCUGAUCGAUUCUCCGGUUACAAAACUUACGCUUCGCUUAUCGAUCUCGAACCGGAUUCCGGGUUGGAGAUCGUAAGGCCGAAGAGCGAGCUUAAUCCGAUCUCCAUCGUGUUCACGUCGGGAACGACGGGGAAUCCGAAAGGAGUGGUUCAUAGUCACAGAGGAGGUUAUUUGACAACCCUAGCUCAAAUCAUUCUCAAUGAGAUGAAAGCCAUGCCGGUGUUUUUAUGGACCGUCCCUAUGUACCACUGCAACGGGUGGUGUUUCAUUUGGGCGACCGCCGCUCUCGGCGGCACAAACAUUUGCAUUAGAACAUACGACGCCAAGUUCAUAUUCGACGCCAUCGUCAAACACAAUGUGACCAACCUCGGCGGUGCGACACCGGUUCUUAGCUUAAUCGCCAACGCGAACCAAAAACCACUUCCGUUCAAGGUGAACAUAAUGACCGGCGGCGCUCCACCGCCGGCUCACGUUGUUUUCAAGAUCGAAGAGCUCGGGUUUAUUCUCACUCACUCCUACGGCAUGUCGGAGAUGUUAGGCCCCGGAACAGUGUUUCCAUGGAGGCUGGAAUAUAAUUCUCUUUCCCUUCAAGAACAAGCGAGAACCAAAGCUAUUCAUGGGCUGAACCACAUGUUGAUGGAGGCCGUCGAUGUUAAAGAUUCGGAGACGAUGGAAAGCGUUCCGUUCGACGGGUUCACUUUAGGUGAAGUGAUGUUCAGAGGCAACACCGUGACGAAAGGUUACUACAAGGAUCCGGAGAGGACUAAAGCGGCGUUCGAAGGUGGCUGGUUUCAUACCGGUGAUAUCGCGGUGAGACAUCUUGAUGGGAACAUUGAAGUUAAGGAUCGGAAGCUCGAUUUGAUUAUCUCCGGGGAUAAGAAAAUCGGCACGGUGGAUGUCGAGGGGGUGCUGUUUACGCAUCCAGCGGUUUUCGAGGCCGGGGUUGUGGGGAAGCCGGAUGACGAGUUGGGAGAGACGGUUUGUGCCUUUGUGAGGCUUAAGGAAGGGUGUGAGGCCACCGGUGCCGAUGAGAUCAUCGAGUACUGCCGUGGAAAGCUGCCGGAAUAUAUGGUGCCGAAGACUGUGGUGUUUGAUAAUCUGCCGUUCACUUCGACGGGGAAGCUGAAGAAGGCUGUUUUAAGGGAAAGGGCUAAGGCUCUUGCUUGA
This is a messenger RNA of Hibiscus syriacus, 1644 nucleotides long. RefSeq names its product probable acyl-activating enzyme 1, peroxisomal. The transcript is spliced from 2 exons. The record is from RefSeq and is a predicted model, not a curated record. Lineage: Eukaryota; Viridiplantae; Streptophyta; Magnoliopsida; Malvales; Malvaceae. The coding region runs from base 1 to 1644 and encodes 547 amino acids.